UCAAGAUGUCGGCUGACCUAACAAUUGGGUCGGUUCCGCCAUUUUACAGAGAGGUGUACGAAAUAGUGUGUCCAAAUCAAGAACAAGUGGACCAAGAUCUUUUCGUUCAACUCCUUGUGAAGUCAAGUUUACCAAAGCAGACGAUUAUACAAAUAUGGGAAGCUGUGGACUCUCAGAUGGGUUACCUGACCAGGAAUGGACUGUACAAGGCACUGGCUCUGACAGCUCUGGCUCAGCAAGGCAAAACCAUCAGUGAUAAGAUGCUGGACUCAUAUUCUGGUCAAGAAUUACCACGCCCUUCUCUGGGAGACCUGACUGAUCUGAAGAGUCUGAGCGUGAGGUUACGGAGAGAGAAGACACCUAAUGUACUUGGGUAUAGUUACCAGGAGCUAUGCGACCAGGACUUUAUCAAGGUGGAGCUGAUGCCAGAGAAAAAAGGCCUGAUUCUAAAACAUGUGGAGUAUGAGGUCACCUCUCAGCGUUACAAGGCAACGGUAUUACGGCGUUACAAUGAUUUCCUUGCCUUACAUGAGUUUCUCAUCAUGAGGUAUCCUUAUCGCAUGGUUCCCCGCUUACCACCAAAGAAAAUGAUGGGAGCUAACAGAGAGUUCAUAGAGCAGCGAAGAAAAUCCCUCAGACGCUACCUCAACAUCAUCGCUAGACACCCAGCCAUAAAUGAAGACAAAUUGCUCAAAUUCUUCCUCUCUUUCUCUGGAUCAGACAUAGGUCACAAAUUGAAAGAACAGUUUCGAGGGUUGCCAGAUGAGUUCAUGACAAAUGAAAUAGCAUUAAAAGCAAAGGACCUAGUUCCAAUGGACACUCAGGUGCAAAUAGGAAACAGCAAAGACCUUAUUAAACUUUUGUAUAACAGUGUAUCCAAGUUACGGGACAUUGCGGAGAGAAUGGUUCAGCGGUCCACAAGCUAUGCAAGUGACAUGUUACAGUUUGGUCGGGAAUUAAGUGCAUUAAGUAGUGACAGCAGUAGUGUGUCAAGUUGGGCCAGUGGGACAAAUCAGACCUGGAGCCAUCUGAAGAAAGGAUUCAAGCAUUUGUCUGUGGAAUAUGCAGCCCUGGCUGAAAAAGCCACCCAAGAGGCUGCUGAAGAGGAGGAAGGGGUUGUGGAGAGGCUGUCGAUGUUCCAGGAUCUUCUCACGGCAUACAGGGAUCUUUGUGACCGCCAUGAGAAGGGAGUUCUGAAUGAUCACCAAAAAGCCUUACAGAAAAUGGGACAGUAUAAGAAGAAACACAUGUCAGCAACUGUUCAGUCAGAGGCGGGCACUGUGGAGCAGCUGGAGCAGAGGAUACUGGAGCAAGAAAGCCAAAUACUAAACAUGGAGAACAGAAACUAUUUCUCUUUGCAUUGUUUGCAAAUGGAGACACAAUUAGUUCAUGCAAAUCUCGAUAUCUUGGUGGAAAUGCUGAGAAGUAUGGUGGAAGUUCAGUCAAAAUCACAUAGCGAGCUCGCAAAGGUAUGGGAGAACGUGAAGCCAAUCCUGGAGAAUGUGUUUCCACUGGACAAGUCUGCGUCAGCCUCCCCGAGAACCUCACCGUUGGGUUCACCAGUCUCUGACAGGCCUGGCGUAGGUGUCUAGGCAUCCGUCCAAGUCUAACCCUCUCAGCAGAACAUAGCCUAUCCCGGGGAAUCACUGCACAAACUUUCCAGUUGACCAACUAGUCUUGUGGGAAUACAAUAUUAAAGAGGCAUCCGUAUUUGCGUGGCAAGUGUUGUAUUGUUGAUCAGAGACAGAACAUGCAACUGUGAUAUUUAUUACACGUAGGUACAGCUGAAGAGAAGUAAGUGAUCUCUAACUAAUAUCUAUUCAGCCUUCUUUUCACAGUGUUAAUGUCUUCCACGUGCAUACAUGUACAUCUUUUUGAUUUGUUUUGAAUUCACCUUUAUUUUGUGCACUUAAAAUGAAUGGUGCUUAGUUACAUGUAGUAUCACAAUCUGUUUUAUAGGCAUAUCUGCAAGUAAACUACAGUUGGAUACUAGAAUUAGAGGUGAAGCUGGAGAUUUCUGAAUCGAUGACUAGACUAGUAUGUCUACACUUUAUGUUGUCUGUUAUUUUGGUUGUUUCAGCAUACUGUUAUUUUGGUUGUUUCAGCAUAUUGUUAUUUUGCUGACUCCUGUAAUAUAGCCUUUUUUUUAUAUGUUAGUGUAAAAUCAUGCACUAAAUCUGUCACUAUUCUUGGUUUGACCUACCAUCACCCAUGUUAACACAUGUAGGCCUACAUGUAAUACGAGUAUCCAGUAAAUAAGUGAGAAGAUAGAAGAACUCUGCUCUGGCUUGGUGGAGUGUGACCUAGCAUACAUUUACAUGUAAAAGCAGCUCCAUUGUAAUAAACUCGUUGGUUUUAGUGUUACUGUAGCAGGUUGCUUCAGUCAGUGUUUUAAAAUGACAGAUACAUUAUGGUUACCAUAGAUGCAUUUAAGAUAUUGUUUCUCUGAUCAUGGCCCUACAAUUUUACUUUCAGCAUUCAAUUACUGACUGUUAAUAUAAAGUUGUAAAAGUUUUUAAAGUGCAUGCACUGAAUUAUACGUGUGUAAAUUUUCAGUUGAUCCUGAAUUUAUUUGGAGGGGAUGGGAAUAUCGCCUGACCAAGACAUGAACAUUUGUUGGACAAGUUUGAAAGUUAGUCAGCCAUAGUAAUAUUUGUCUUGAUUAUUAGUGUAUUCACCACGUCAUUUACAUGCACAUGUAUAAGCAUCAUGGAUUGCUUUAUCACCAUAGUAUGGCGAGUCCUUACAGGUCAUUUUACACUUGUGUUCCAGUUAUACUCACAGCCAUAUACUGUGUGCUCUAUGUACCUUUGCAUUCCAUGAACCUUUAAGCAUACCGACUUGUUAUUGAGUAUUUAGCAUGGAGAUCUCUUUAUGUCUGAUUACAUGAAGUUGACUUAGGAAAUAUAUAUGGGUAGCUUAUUUCCAAUGUUUUAUGUUUUAACUAUUAAUCCAGAAAGAAAGUUGAAAAUCAUUUAUGGAUAUAUGAUAAAUUUAUUUUUAAUUUUAAAACAUAUGGUUCAUUUCCUAAAACUGUGUAUUUGGGCUUAAUGUGCAUUGGCUAAUGAAAAUAGGAUAUACUCAUAUGCUUGAAAAAGCAUUGAAAUCCAUGUUGCUUUACCUGAGGGAUUUGGCAUUCAUGUUGUAGGAUAUACUGAGAAAAUAGUCACUGUGAAUGUAAUUUACUUGCACUGUGGCCAUGUUAGUUGCUGGCUGGAUUUCCUGUACCUUAUAGCCUGAGCAAUUUUACAAGAAAUUUCUGUGUUACCUAUGGGUAUUUUGGUGCCCUCUUGAGUUUAACUUUUGCCGUCACUGCAUAUUACCUCCUGCAUGGCAUAAUGUGACUAGUCUGAGAUCAUCUGUUUGUCCUUGAAAAAUGUUCUGACAGUUCAAGGGGUGACAACCGAAAAGGCAUUCAUCUUGUAGCAUUAAACAGGAUUUGCGUGUAUGAAUUUCUUAAGCAGCUGUUUUUUUGUUUUUUUUUACUGAUGAGAAAACAAUAAACUUAACUGUUCAUAUUUCUGUAUUCACUUGUUUUGACCAUCAGAAUCAUGUAUUGUGUGAAGUUUCAGCUGCAACAAGAACAGCUUGCUUUAUAUAAUUCUAGCACCUGAAUUGUAAUUUACUCUUUAACUGAAAAUUGCACUGUCUUAUUGAAAGAAAGAAGUUUUGUUUACAUUACAUUACUGCCUUGGAUGAUGAAAUGCAAAGGGAUGUAUUUGUUACUUCUUGUAGCUUUAUUUGUACGUGUAUCUAUGGUCUUCUAUUUUAAAUCUGUUAAUCAGUAUAUAUACAUGUAUAUGUAUUGGAAUGUAUAAAAUAUGAUUAUAUGUGUUUACGUGCAUUGUUUUACCUCGUGAUAUGCAAUAUUCCAGCACAGAUGACAGUCAGAAUAUCAUUGGGAUCAGGAUUUCUAAAAAGUAGGCUGAUCAGUGCUAGAUUUUACACUACAGCCUAAUCUAUGUGCAGCUUUUGAGAAUUCUUUUUUAUUCAAAAAUCCCCCCCCCCCCCCAAUCUUUUUUUUUUUUUUUUUUACAACCAUAUUAAACUGUUACAAGCAAGAGAAAUUGGAAAAGAAAUAGUCAUACAGUGCUUCAAAAUUCAUCUUAAUCUAUUGAAGGUGUAUUCUUGAAUGUAAUAAGAAAUAAGUAUGCAAAGUUUAGGGUGAUUUCACAGACAUUAGGAGGACACUUUUUGGAAACGAUGUAAAAACAAAAAGCAAAAAAAAAAGCACUAUAUGGAUAGUACAUGUAAAUUCUAGGAGUGUAAAACUUUAUACAUUGGCAAAUUCGAACAUAUCUCAUAAACUGAAGUUUUAUAUUCAAAUUUGUAACAUGUUUUGUGACUUUAGGUGAGCAAUCCUCUGUGGCCAUUACACAUAUUGUGUAAUUAAUUUGUCCAUAUGCUGUGCUGUUUAUUACUUCUCUUGGGAAAGCUCAGAAAAUAAACUCUAAAUGUGGCUACAUGUCAAUAUUAAUGCCUGCCUAUGUUUGAAAUUGCUUUGUAUUUGUUACAUUAAAGCUGUAGCAAUUUUUGUUUUAUCCCAUUUUCUGUAAACUCCCUUCAGCAUCUCCAGUCGGCGGAUUUUCUGCUGUCCUGUGGUUUAUCAGAGCUGUGUACAUGUACAUUUGAAUUGUGUUACCUGUUGGAGGAAAGCAGUGAUGGCGAGUGGGUACAAGUAUCAGUGCUGUACUUCCCUUGAUACCAUUUCUUGAGUAUUUGUUAUUCUUGUUGAUUCCAGAUGUGUUAUUUUGGCAACUUGAU
Messenger RNA from Liolophura sinensis, 4764 nucleotides. RefSeq names its product sorting nexin-8-like. The coding region runs from base 6 to 1592 and encodes 528 amino acids. Gene Ontology annotation, cellular component: early endosome membrane. Gene Ontology annotation, biological process: early endosome to Golgi transport; intracellular protein transport. Gene Ontology annotation, molecular function: phosphatidylinositol binding. NCBI's taxonomy places the organism in Eukaryota, Metazoa, Mollusca, Polyplacophora, Chitonida, Chitonidae. The transcript has 14 exons. The record is from RefSeq and is a predicted model, not a curated record.